Messenger RNA from Phytophthora nicotianae INRA-310, 1377 nucleotides. RefSeq lists its product as hypothetical. NCBI's taxonomy places the organism in Eukaryota, Oomycota, Peronosporomycetes, Peronosporales, Peronosporaceae. The record is from RefSeq and is a predicted model, not a curated record. The transcript has a single exon. The coding region runs from base 33 to 1169 and encodes 378 amino acids. Gene Ontology annotation, biological process: purine nucleotide biosynthetic process; 5-phosphoribose 1-diphosphate biosynthetic process. Gene Ontology annotation, cellular component: ribose phosphate diphosphokinase complex; cytoplasm. Gene Ontology annotation, molecular function: magnesium ion binding; ribose phosphate diphosphokinase activity.
UUUAAAGUCCCUCUGUACCUGCCAAAGUAGCCAUGUUCCGCCAACUGGUCGCACGCCACGGCAAGUUUUCCUCGACCGCUCUGGCCAUGGGCUUCGCGGCCGCGGGUGCCGCUUUAGGUGCGCAGCAGCAGCAGUCGCAGUCGUCAGUGGCACUUGCGGAGGAUGCGCUCCCGUUGGCCGCGCCCGUGGCCAAGCAGCCGAAGAUCAACGGACUUAAGAUCUUCAGCGGCAACGCCAACCACGAGCUCGCUUCCAACGUGGCCAAGCUUGUGGGUGUGCAACUAGGCAAGAUCACAGUCGAGCGCUUCGCAGACGGAGAAGUCAACCUCAUGGUGCACGAAAACGUGCGUGGCAAGGACGUGUAUAUUGUGCAGCCCACGUGUGUACCAGUUAACGAGAACCUCAUGGAGCUGCUACUUAUGGUCAGCACUAUGCGUCGCUCUUCAGCUCGUCGUAUCACUGCCGUCAUCCCGUACUACGGCUAUGCGCGUCAGGACCGUAAGAUGGCUGCCCGUGUGCCUAUCUCGGCCGCCGAUGUCGCGCGUCUGCUCGAGGCUAUGGGCGUGGACCGCGUCAUUGCUGUCGACCUUCACUGCGGACAGAUCCAGGGCUUCUUCGGUCCGCAUGUGCCUGUGGACAACCUGGACGGCGGUCUUGUUGGUGUGUCGUACUUCGGUAACCACGAGCUGGUGAACCCCGUCGUUGUGUCUCCUGAUGCUGGUGGUGUCGCGCGUGCCAAGAAGUUCCGCGAGUGGCUCGUGGGAAAGUACGGCCUCCCUAAUACUGGUCUGGCCAUGAUCAUCAAGCAGCGCAUUAAGGCCGGCGAGAUCGACCGCAUGGACCUCGUGGGUCAGGUCGAGGGCUCGGACUGCAUCAUUGUUGACGACAUGAUCGACACGGCUGGCACGCUGUGCAAGGCCGCGCAGCACCUGGCAGACCAUGGAGCCCGCAAUGUGUACGCCUUUGCGUCCCAUGGUCUGUUCAAUGGCGCCGCCAACGAACGCAUCAAGAAGUCGGCGCUCAAGGAGGUCGUGGUCGUCAACACUACGCCGCUGCCGAAGAGCUGCGAAGGCAACGAGAAGAUCGUGCAGCUGGACAUUGCCCCAUUGCUGGCUCAGGCUAUUCAGAACAUCCACGGCAAGAAGUCGGUGUCUCAGCUGUUCCACUAGACGCAGAGCGAUAGGCAAGAGCUCACUGGCAGGCAGACAGAUGCGCAGGUACUUCCCGUACCUGCACAUAGUAUGUAAUUUCGACAAGGUUUGCAUGAACCUAUUUUUUCAGCAAUGCUCUCGAGGCACUGUGCAUUGUUCAUAUUCAAGUGCUGGAGUGUAUUUAUGCAGUUAAACGUCCUGACUAAUGUCAAUUGAUGAUAGACUC